UCCCCACGCGGAGCUCUGGAAGCCACCCGCGGAGAAUUGCAUUGAAUGUCUGCGGGUCCUGGCUCUGACUCACUCUCUCGGUGCAGUGCCCGUGGCGCCGUGGCCGGGCUGCAGUCUUGCAAUCUGUUGAUAACUCCACUUGCUAGCUCGGAAUGGAAAACUGCUCCCCGGCACAGAGAACUCGCCACAGCCCGUCGGCACCGCGCAGCGCAGCGCCGGGGCUCCCGCUGCCUCUGCCUGAAUAGAUGGGGACAACCUCGUGACCCUCACCCGCCCCACCGUCGCCCCGAGGCCCCUGGCCCCGGGCUGGACCCCACAGCCACUGUGUGGGACCUUGACCUUCGGGACGGCCAUGGAGGCCGGCGGGGAGGAGGGUGCCACAUAAUCGGCUCAGCGGCGACCCCGCUCCGUCCGCACUCUGGCUGCAGGAGCUUCGCAGGGCUCAUGGAUUUGAAAACCGUGCUCUCCCUGCCCCAGGACCCAGGGGAGUUCCUGCACCCCGUGGUGUAUGCCUGCACCGCCGUCAUGCUGCUCUGUCUCCUCGCCUCUGUCAUCACUUACGUCGUGCACCAAAAUGCCAUCCGGAUCAGCCGGAAAGGCCGGCACACGCUCCUCAACUUCUGCUUUCACGCGGCUCUGACCUUCACAGUGUUUGCCGGCGGCGUGAACCGCACCAAAUACCCAAUCCUGUGCCAGGCGGUGGGCAUCCUGCUGCACUACUCCACGCUGGCCACCAUGCUGUGGAUCGGGGUGACCGCCAGGAACAUCUACAAGCAAGUGACCAAGAAGGCCCCGCCCUGCCCCAGGCAGCCCCUGCUCAGGUUCUACCUCAUCAGCGGAGGGGUGCCCUUCAUCAUCUGCGGGGUCACGGCCGCCACGAACAUCAGGAACUAUGGGACAGAGGAUGAGGACGGGCCCUACUGCUGGAUGGCCUGGGAGCCCAGCCUGGGCGCGUUCUACGGGCCGGCGGCCUUCAUCGCGCUGGUCACCUGCGUGUACUUCCUGGGCACCUACGUCCAGCUGCGGCGCCACCCAGAGCGCAGGUACGAACUCAGGCCGCGGGCGGAGGAGCAGCGGCGACUGGCAAUGCGCGAGGCCGGCCACAGCCCCGGGGCUCCGCCCGGCACGCCGCCCGCCUGCGACGCCCUGGCCGCCUCGCUGCUGCAGAACGAGCACUCACUCAAGGCCCAGCUGCGGGCCGCCGCCUUCACGCUGUUCCUGUUCACGGCCACCUGGACCUUCGGGGCGCUGGCCGUGUCCCAGGGCCACUUCCUGGACAUGAUCUUCAGCUGCCUGUACGGCGCCUUCUGCGUGACGCUGGGGCUCUUCGUGCUCAUCCACCACUGUGCCAAGAGAGACGACGUGUGGCAGUGCUGGUGGGCCUGCCGCCCCUCCCGCGGCAUCGCCACGCUCGGCGCCCGCCCCACGCUCGACACCAACGGGGACGCGCUGGGACCCGUGGCCUGCCGGCGGGACUCGCCGCGUCCGGGCCAACCGCGGGGCUUUGGCCCCCCCCCCGCCGGCCACUGCAAAAUGACCAACCUGCAGGCGGCCCGGGGCCACGUCAGCUGCCUGUCACCGGCCACGCCGUGCUGCGCCAAGAUGCACGGUGAGCGGCCGGCGGAGGACGCGGCCCACGUCCACGUGCACGAGGAGGACCCCUUCGGGCACGACCCGCACCUGCACGGCUGCCUCCAGGGCAGAACUAAGCCCCCCUACUUCGGCCGCCACCCGGGGGCCGCAACGCAGGAGUGCGCCUACCACGUCCCGUCCAGCCCGGACGGCAGCCCCCUCAGCUCGCGCACGGACAGCGCCCCCAGCUCGCUGGAGGGCCCGGUGGGGGCACACGCGCUGGCCUGCUGCGCCCAGGGCGACCCCUUCCCCCUGGUCAGCCAGCCCGAGGGCAGCGACACGGCGCUCUACGGCUGCCCGCGGAGGCCAGCCAGGGCGGUGGCCCACGGCCCGGCCCACUUCGAGAUGCUCCGGAGGACGCGGUCCCUGCCCUUCGGCGGGCCCGGCCAGAACGGGCUGCUCCAGGGAGACAUGUGCGAAGUCCUGUCCUUCAGCGCGGACGGCACGGGCAACAUCCGGACGGGGCCGUGGAAGAACGAGACCACCGUGUAG
This is a messenger RNA of Lynx canadensis (Canada lynx), 2124 nucleotides long. RefSeq names its product adhesion G protein-coupled receptor A1 (gene ADGRA1). Gene Ontology annotation, cellular component: glutamatergic synapse; postsynaptic density; plasma membrane. The transcript is spliced from 7 exons. NCBI's taxonomy places the organism in Eukaryota, Metazoa, Chordata, Mammalia, Carnivora, Felidae. Bases 46 to 2124 code for a protein of 692 amino acids. The record is from RefSeq and is a predicted model, not a curated record. Gene Ontology annotation, molecular function: G protein-coupled receptor activity. Gene Ontology annotation, biological process: G protein-coupled receptor signaling pathway; cell surface receptor signaling pathway.